This is a messenger RNA of Durusdinium trenchii, 966 nucleotides long. Lineage: Eukaryota; Dinophyceae; Suessiales; Symbiodiniaceae. The record is from the annotation of a GenBank genome assembly.
AUGGCAUUUGUCAAAGGCAGUCAUUGGCAGUACCGGUGCCCCUUCAGAAAGGCAUGGGUGGAUGUGAGUGCUGAUGAAGAUCGCCAGCUGAAAGAAGCUUACCUAGCAUUGCCCCGAGGUGGGCAGCCUGUGGCGAUGUGCAAGAUCGGCAGCCUCAAGUUCUCGACCGACUUCCGGAACCUCAUCCGCACCAAUGUGGCCAGCAAGCGCACCAUGGAGGUGCGCCUCCGGGAUGGAGACCUACCCUUUCCAACGCCCAAGGGCCCUGAAGCUCCCUCAGAAGCCUCCUUGGGCGCCAACAGUCCGGAAAGCAUCGCUCCUUGUGAGCUGGAGGCGGCCAGAACAGUGCCACAUUCAGUUCGAAAAGCUUGGGGCCAUGGGAUUGAGAGCGGUAUCACCAUGAGCGGAGAGUUUGAAUUCACCAUGGAGGCAUCUGAGAAGGAGCUCUUCGGGGAGAUGCUAAGUUGGAAUAUGCUCGCUGCAGGCAUCUCGCCACAGUCGCUGGACAACCGGUGUUUGAAGUUCACCAGUAGCCAAGGAGAAGUGAGCAUGGGCAGCAAAAAGGAGAUUGCAAAGAUGCUUGGGAAUCCUCGAGCCUACCCAAUUCAUAUUUCUUACAAGCCUCAUCCAGCGUUCAAGUUUGUAGCUCCUCAGUAUGUCCCGCAUAUGGAGGUGACGCGGACCAUGCUGAAAUUCACACAAACAGCCGUGGCUGAGCUGGAUGGGAAAUUGGACAAUGUGAAGCACAAGCACCAGAGAAGAACCUUCGAACGGUAUUUGCUUUACUUGGAGGAUCACUAUUAUCAAACCGGCGAUGACCUCAGCGAUGCCCUGGAUAUGGAGGCCGUUGUGAACAAAUAUCCGGAGACUGCGUUUUCCUUUCUCCUCAUCAACAAGACUGGGCCUGGGCUCUCCAAAAUCCUGCGAGGAGAGAUUGACGUUCUAGAGUAUUUAUUUGGUGGCUGA